AUGGACGACCGAACCAUCCACGUCACUCUGAACGAUAUGCUUGGUCGGCCCGCUUCCCUCGAACGACUCGCCAUGGCGUACUCGAGAGUGACCGCCCUAGCCUGCGCGCUGCCCCUGGUGGCGCUCGUGCUGACGUCGCUUUGCCUCAACGCUUCCGCCGAGCUCGCCAUUCCCGAGGCUGCCUCAUCCGCCCUUGCCGCCGCCAUGUCCGGCGACCUGGCUCAGCUCGACGCCUCCAAUGCUCUCAGCGACGAUGCUGCGACGAGGAGGAUUCUCGACGACGAUGAUGAUGACGAGGACAAGAAGAAGAAGAAGGACAAGAAGAAGAAGGAUAAGAAGUCGAAGAAGUCGCCUCCCACUCCCUCCCCUUCCACUCCCACCACUCUCACCACGCCGAACAAGAACGGCGGCAAGAAGACGCCUCCCACUCCCAAAACCCCCGCCACUCCCGGCAAGCCCGCCACUCCCGGCGCCCCCGGCGCGGGGAAGCCGGCGGUGAAGCUGAGCGGGUCGGACUCGAAGGUGGUAUCGCUGCUGGAUGCGGCGGCGGUGGAUGUGGACAGCGCCAAGGCGAAGCUGACCGUCAAGACGUACGUCAAGAGCCUCACGGACACGGCGGCGGCGCUGCGCAACGCGGCGAUUCUGAUCCGCACGGGGCAGCGCACGCUGGUGGCGGGGCAGAUCAGCAACUCGAUCGCCACCAUCAACGGCGUGAGCAUGAUGCUCCCCGCCGGCGGCGCCGACAAGAGUCUGCUCGCGUCCGCACUCGGCAAGGCGCAGAGCGCCAAGGCCGCGUGGAAGGCGUAA
Closterium sp. Naga37s-1 is the source of this 807-nucleotide messenger RNA. Lineage: Eukaryota; Viridiplantae; Streptophyta; Zygnematophyceae; Desmidiales; Closteriaceae. The record is from the annotation of a GenBank genome assembly.